AUGAAGUUAACUGUGCUCUUAGGCAGGUUUUCUCUUGUUUUUCUAUUGUUUCGGAAUUCUGGACUUGAACCAGCAGUGAUGUCAGUGUUUUUUGAUGAUUGGUCGAUAGUGAGACCAAAGAUCUUUUGUAACAACAUAGAAAUUAGAAUUGGUGACAUACACUUGGGAAAUAACAGUUCUGUAACCAGGAUGCUGAGCUUCAACUAUAGAUUUUCUUACCCUGUUGUUUCCUGUGGGGUCAACAGAUUUAUGUUCCAAGAAAAUAAUGGUUUUCUAUUAUCUGAGUGUAAUUAGAGAGCAAGUUUGGAUAGCGUCCAUAAGUUCCAGGUGGCUUGCUUUGUGGAGAGGAUGAAAUUGUCAUCUCUUUGGAAAUGA
Molecule: messenger RNA, 375 nt
Organism: Mus pahari (shrew mouse)
Lineage: Eukaryota; Metazoa; Chordata; Mammalia; Rodentia; Muridae
Gene: Oosp4b
Product: oocyte secreted protein family member 4B
Source: RefSeq, a predicted model, not a curated record